AGAAAAAAAUUUAGUAGUAAAAGCUAACAUAACCUGGUCACAUGUACUAGAUUACGGCUUGGCAGGCGGCAGAGAUAAGAAAAUGUCACGUUUUAGCAGAGCCCCAAGUGAUUGUAAAAUCUAUGUUGGAGAUCUCCCCAAGGAUGCUUCUGAGAAGGAGCUGGAAAGAGCAUUCAGUUACUAUGGUCGUUUAAAAAAUGUGUGGGUGGCCAGGAAUCCACCAGGAUUUGCAUUUGUUGAGUUUGAAGACUAUCGAGAUGCAGAAGAUGCUUGCAAAGAGCUGGAUGGAACAACAAUCUGUGGAUCAAGAUGCAGAGUGGAAUUGUCCACCGGUAAAGUGCGCCCCAAGCCAUGGCUGCGUGGCGGUAGUCGUGGAGCUCCCAGAGGCAGACGGGCAUUUAACCCAGAUGACAAGUGCUAUGAGUGCGGUGACAGGGGACACUAUGCUUAUGACUGCUCCAAAAGUGGAGGAUCCCGGCGCAGUGGAGGGUCACGACGCAGAAGCAGGUCGGCAUCCCGCAGUUACUCGCGAAGCAGGAGCAGGGGCAGAUAUGAAAGCCGAUCUCCACCAGCAAGACAGAGGUCACGUUCAGCAUCUCAGAACUAA
Messenger RNA from Candidula unifasciata, 607 nucleotides. The record is from the annotation of a GenBank genome assembly. NCBI's taxonomy places the organism in Eukaryota, Metazoa, Mollusca, Gastropoda, Stylommatophora, Geomitridae.